ACGAACUUUCAUAAUGGCGGUCUAGGUGGUUACUACAGCAUGCUUGAAUUAUUUUAAAAUUAGCCACUGUGAGUUUGUGAAAAUAACGUCGAUGAUCACAAGGAAUGCGGGGAUGAUCGACGGUUCUUAAAAUGCAGAAUGAAGACCGCUUAUCAAACGAUGAGUCCAACACCGAAUUGAAUGAUGUCGAGGUUCUAAAAUUAAGAGGGAGACCCUCAUCGCCUAUGAUGGAAAAGACACAAAUUAUUACGCCUCAAAAUUUCAUCCCAGACAGUGACGAAGACGAUGUAUCUGAGGUUGAAUCCUUUAUAUUAGACCAAGAGUUUGAGGAUGAGGAACCCAUUUUAGAUGCCUCUAAAUUUCUACUAACAUCAGAAAGUAUGGAAGCAGCAGAUUUAAGAAAUGUAGAUCCAGAAACCCAAGCAAGACUGGAGGCACUGCUUGAAGCUGCAGGACUAGGAAAGCUGUCCACUGCUGAUGGAAAGGCCUUCGCCGAUCCUGAAGUGCUUAGGCGCCUGACAUCUUCAGUUAGCUGUGCACUGGAUGAAGCAGCAGCAGCACUGACCAGGAUGAGGGCAGAGCAGCAGGGACAGUUGGCACAAGGAGACGGUGGUAGAUCACUUGCUGAAGCUUGCAGUGAUGGGGACAUUGGAACAGUACGGAAACUCUUAGAUGAAGGCAGGAGUGUACAUGAAACAACAGAGGAAGGGGAGAGCUUGUUGUCUUUGGCAUGUUCUGCUGGAUACUAUGAGUUGGCACAGGUUCUCCUUGCCAUGAAGGCUAAUGUUGAAGACAGGGGCAUCAAGGGGGACUGCACACCACUGAUGGAGGCUGCCAGUGGGGGUUAUGUGGAUAUUGUGAAACUUUUGAUAGGGCAUGGUGGUGAUGUGAAUGCACAAUCUUCAUCAGGAAACACUGCUCUUCAUUAUGCUUCCUGUGGAGGCUACGAAGAUGUUGUCAAAGUGCUUAUUGAGGCCAAUGCCAAUGUGGAGGUACACAAUGAGAAUGGUCACACCCCACUCAUGGAGGCAGCCAGUGCAGGACAUGUAGGCGUGGCACGCCUGUUACUGGAGGCUGGAGCUGGGAUAAACACACAUUCUAAUGAGUUCAAAGAAAGUGCUCUUACUUUGGCUUGUUAUAAAGGUCACUUGGAAAUGGUGAAAUUCUUGCUGGAUGCAGGUGCAGACCAAGAACACAAAACAGAUGAAAUGCACACAGCUCUGAUGGAAGCAUCUAUGGAUGGACAUGUAGAAGUGGCAAGGUUGUUGCUUGACAGUGGGGCACAGGUCAAUAUGCCAGCUGACAGCUUCGAGUCCCCACUGACCCUGGCUGCCUGUGGAGGACAUGUAGAGCUGGCCAACCUGCUGAUUGAGCGUGGGGCAAACCUGGAGGAGGUGAAUGAUGAGGGUUAUACCCCACUGAUGGAGGCUGCCAGAGAGGGACAUGAGGAAAUGGUGGCACUCUUGCUGGCACAUGGUGCUGAUAUCAACCGUCAGACUGAAGAAACACAGGAGACGGCUCUCACACUGGCCUGCUGCGGUGGGUUCCUUGAGGUGGCAGACUUCCUGAUCAAGGCCGGAGCAGACAUUGAACUGGGCUGCAGUACACCCCUUAUGGAGGCUGCACAAGAGGGUCAUCUAGAGCUGGUGAAAUAUCUGCUCAAAUCUGGUUCCAAUGUCCAUGCCCAGACAGGAACAGGGGACACUGCUCUGACCUAUGCCUGUGAAAAUGGACACACGGAUGUGGCAGAUGUUCUCUUGCAAACUGGAUCUGAGUUGGAACACAAGUCAGAAGGUGGCCGGACACCUCUUAUGAAAGCAGCUAGAGCUGGUCAUUUGUGUACUGUUCAGUUUCUGAUUAGCAAAGGUGCUGAUGUGAACAGACAGACCACCAAUAAUGACCACACCGUGCUGUCUCUGGCUGCAGCAGGGGGUCACCUGGCUGUUGUGGAGUUGUUAUUGGCACACGGGGGAGACCCUGGACACAAGCUGAAGGAUGGGUCUACGGUAUUGAUCGAGGCCUCCAAAGGUGGGCACACCUCCGUGGUCAGUCUGUUGAUAGACUUUCCAAGGUGUAUCACCUCUUCCCCAACCUCGCUGUCACAGUCACCGGACACUCAGAGCAAUGAGUUUGCUGAGCCACCAAGGGUUCCCAUGCAUGGGUUGAGCAAUGUAGUGCCACCCCAGGACCCAGACCAAGUAGUGAUACCCCAGGUCGCCACAGCCACCACCCCCAAUGUUCCUGCCACCCCUGGGGAGUUGAAUCUUAAAGAUUUCAACAUCACAGGGCGCACCCAUGAGCAGAUACGGCACAACAUGCAGCGAUCUUUAACAAAAAGCUUACGUCGAUGGGCACAGAAGGAGAGUCAGCCUGAAAGACAGGGUGGGGGUAGCAGCGGAGGAGGGAAUCCGUCUACUUCUGGAGACUCUGAUGAUGAGUUUUAUGAAUAUGAUCAGAAUUAUAGUGAAACUGUGCAGGUUGAGAGUGAUGCAGCAGAAGAUUUUGAUCUGGAGGAUAAUCCAGAUCUUAAGCCAAGUGAACGGCUGGAGGUUUUCAUUAAUAAAAUGAUGAAAAAAGCAGAGUUGUUAAACACAACCCGUGAGGAGCAGAUUUUGAAAAAGCAACAGAUUUUAGAAGAGCUCCAGAAAGUUGAGAGGGAGCUCCAGGAGAAAGCCCAGGCCCAGCUACUGCUGAAUGCCCAGAAGUCUGAAAAUCAGCAAAAAUUGGAGCAGCAGAUACAUGAGCUUCAGCACCAGGAACUGGAAAGGCAGAGGCAGAUACAGCAACAACAGCAUCAAAAAUUGCUUCAAGAGAAAGAGCAGUAUCAGAAACGACUGCAACAACUUCAGCAACAGUAUCAGCAGAAGCUUCAACAGCACCAGUUACAACAACAACUUCAGCAGCAACUUNUAAAUGAAGUUUUUAUAAGAAACACUGCUCUUCAUUAUGCUUCCUGUGGAGGCUACGAAGAUGUUGUCAAAGUGCUUAUUGAGGCCAAUGCCAAUGUGGAGGUACACAAUGAGAAUGGUCACACCCCACUCAUGGAGGCAGCCAGUGCAGGACAUGUAGGCGUGGCACGCCUGUUACUGGAGGCUGGAGCUGGGAUAAACACACAUUCUAACGAGUUCAAAGAAAGUGCUCUUACUUUGGCUUGUUAUAAAGGUCACUUGGAAAUGGUGAAAUUCUUGCUGGAUGCAGGUGCAGACCAAGAACACAAAACAGAUGAAAUGCACACAGCUCUGAUGGAAGCAUCUAUGGAUGGACAUGUAGAAGUGGCAAGGUUGUUGCUUGACAGUGGGGCACAGGUCAAUAUGCCAGCUGACAGCUUCGAGUCCCCACUGACCCUGGCUGCCUGUGGAGGACAUGUAGAGCUGGCCAACCUGCUGAUUGAGCGUGGGGCAAACCUGGAGGAGGUGAAUGAUGAGGGUUAUACCCCACUGAUGGAAGCUGCCAGAGAGGGACACGAGGAAAUGGUGGCACUCUUGCUGGCACAUGGUGCUGAUAUCAACCGUCAGACUGAAGAAACACAGGAGACAGCUCUCACACUGGCCUGCUGCGGUGGGUUCCUGGAGGUGGCAGACUUCCUGAUCAAGGCAGGAGCAGACAUUGAACUGGGCUGCAGUACACCCCUUAUGGAGGCUGCACAAGAGGGUCAUCUAGAGCUGGUGAAAUAUCUGCUCAAAUCUGGUUCCAAUGUCCAUGCCCAGACAGGAACGGGGGACACUGCUCUGACUUAUGCCUGUGAAAAUGGACACACAGAUGUGGCAGAUGUUCUCUUGCAAACUGGUUCUGAGUUGGAACACAAGUCAGAAGGUGGACGGACACCUCUUAUGAAAGCAGCUAGAGCUGGUCAUCUGUGUACUGUUCAGUUUCUGAUUAGCAAGGGUGCUGAUGUGAACAGACAGACCACCAAUAAUGACCACACCGUGCUGUCUCUGGCUGCAGCAGGGGGCCACCUAGCUGUUGUGGAGUUGUUACUGGCACAUGGGGGAGACCCUGGACACAAGCUGAAGGAUGGGUCUACGGUAUUGAUCGAGGCCUCCAAAGGUGGGCACACCUCCGUGGUCAGUCUGUUGAUAGACUUUCCAAGGUGUAUCACCUCUUCCCCAACCUCGCUGUCACAGUCACCGGACACUCAGAGCAAUGAGUUUGCUGAGCCACCAAGGGUUCCCAUGCAUGGGUUGAGCAAUGUAGUGCCACCCCAGGACCCAGACCAAGUAGUGAUACCCCAGGUCGCCACAGCCACCACCCCCAAUGUUCCUGCCACCCCUGGGGAAUUGAAUCUUAAAGAUUUCAACAUCACAGGGCGCACUCAUGAGCAGAUACGUCACAACAUGCAGCGAUCUUUAACAAAAAGCUUACGUCGAUGGGCACAGAAGGAGAGUCAGCCUGAAAGACAGGGUGGGGGUAGCAGCGGAGGAGGGAAUCCGUCUACUUCUGGAGACUCUGAUGAUGAGUUUUAUGAAUAUGAUCAGAAUUAUAGUGAAACUGUGCAGGUUGAGAGUGAUGCAGCAGAAGAUUUUGAUCUGGAGGAUAAUCCAGAUCUUAAGCCAAGUGAACGGCUGGAGGUUUUCAUUAAUAAAAUGAUGAAAAAAGCAGAGUUGUUAAACACAACCCGUGAGGAGCAGAUUUUGAAAAAGCAGCAGAUUUUAGAAGAGCUCCAGAAAGUUGAGAGGGAGCUCCAGGAGAAAGCCCAGGCCCAGCUACUGCUGAAUGCCCAGAAGUCUGAAAAUCAGCAAAAAUUGGAGCAGCAGAUACAUGAGCUUCAGCACCAGGAACUGGAAAGGCAGAGGCAGAUACAGCAACAACAGCAUCAAAAAUUGCUUCAAGAGAAAGAGCAGUAUCAGAAACGACUGCAGCAGCUUCAGCAACAGUAUCAGCAGAAGCUUCAACAGCACCAGCUACAACAACAACUUCAGCAGCAACUUCAAGCACAGCUUCAAGAGCAACUGAGACAACAGCAGAUGCAGAAACAACAGGAAGAGCAACAGGAAUUGAACAGGCAAUUACAAGAGCAGAUAAAAUUUCAGCAACAACAACUUCAGCAAGCACAGCAAAAAGUAGGUGCUCAGCAUUUAGCCCAGCAGCAAAAGCAGCGGUCUCCCCUCCCCUUGCAUAUUGCUUUACAAAAUCAGCUUGAAGCUAAAAAAGAAGCCAGUCAGCAGAAAGAAAAAAAUAAAAACAUCCAAAUAGUAGAAAUAGGGCUUGGGUCGGACAGUGACCAAGAAAAGGCUGGUGGGGAUAUUAUUGAAAAUAUUGAAAACGACUUGGAAGUUGUGAGAAAUGCAGAGGGUUCCAGUAGUAGUUGCUCAUUCAGGGAACCUGAUGUUCAUCAGUCCGAAAAUGUUCCUGAUAUGGAAAAUGAUACCAAAGAUAUACCAUUGGAUAAGAUACCCCUUCCAAGUGAAUUGCCAGACCAGCCCUUCUUGGAUGAUGGUGCCUCAUCCAUAAAUACACAGGAGAAAAAUAGAAAUGAUCUAGUUGAAGGGGAUCAACAGUUUAAGUCAGAAAAUCCCAGUUAUGUUGGGGACAGUGUGGAUGGGAAAGAUACAGCAGAGAUUAGUGACUUUCCCAUGCAAGCUGCUACAGAAAACCCAGACUUUCCUCAUGUAGCUUACAGAGAAGGUCCUAUUGGAGAAGAACAACUAACAGCAAGCCUAGAAGCUGAGUAUGAAGUGUCCAGCUCCACAGACAGCUACCCACCACCAUUUGAUCAACAGCAGUAUCAGACCCAGCAACAGAUCCUGAACCAGUAUGCCGAGGCCCUCAGUGCCUACUCUGAGCACAUGAGCCCCGAGGACCAGAUAAAAGCACAACAACUUCUGAAGCAACAAUUGGAAGCCCUUCAACAACAGCAGCAAGUCAAUUUGCAGAACAUCCAGAAGAAAAAUAAGAAGCUGAAACAGCAACAGCAGCAGCUUUUACAACAGCAGCAGCAGUUGUUGCAUCAGAAUCAACAACUAACCAACGAGUACAACACAAUCAAUGCAGUUACUUCUGCUGCUUCUGUUGACAUGAAUACCCCUCUUGGAUCGCUUCCCAUGACACCCAAUCCAUCGCCUGCCUCACCACAUGUGACGCCACCUAUCUACCCGUUGAUUGACCUGGACGCCCAGACAGAGAGUAACCAUGACACUGCCCUCACUCUGGCCUGUGCUGGUGGACACGCUGAGCUGGUCAGCCUGUUGUUGUCCAGAGGUGCAGACAUUGAACACAGAGAUAAAAAAGGUUUCACCCCAUUGAUACUGGCUGCAACUGCAGGUCAUGCAGAAAUAGUUGAGAUACUACUCAAUCAUGGAGCAGACAUAGAGGCACAAUCAGAGAGAACCAAAGACACCCCUCUGUCUUUAGCUUGUUCUGGAGGAAGAUAUGAGGUUGUGGAAUUACUGCUGGCCAGAGGAGCAAACAAGGAACACCGCAAUGUCUCUGACUACACCCCACUCAGUCUGGCUGCCUCUGGGGGAUAUGUCAACAUCAUUAAGCUACUGCUUAGUCACGGGGCAGAGAUUAACUCCAGGACUGGCAGUAAGCUAGGCAUUUCCCCCUUGAUGUUAGCUGCCAUGAAUGGCCACACUGCAGCAGUCAAGUUGUUACUAGACAUGGGAAGUGACAUAAAUGCCCAGAUUGAAACUAACCGUAACACUGCCCUCACGUUGGCAUGUUUCCAAGGUCGCCACGAGGUGGUCAGUUUACUGGUGGACAGAAAGGCCAACAUUGAGCAUAGAGCUAAGACUGGCUUAACCCCACUGAUGGAGGCUGCCUCUGGGGGGUAUGUGGAGGUGGGGCGUGUCCUGUUAGACAAGGGAGCAGAUGUCAAUGCCCCCCCUGUGCCCUCCUCCAGGGAUACUGCACUGACCAUAGCAGCAGACAAAGGACACUAUAGAUUUGUGGAGCUCCUCCUGAACAGAGGUGCAGCAGUGGAUGUAAAGAACAAGAAAGGGAACUCACCUUUGUGGUUGUCUUGUAAUGGUGGACACCUAGAUGUAGUCCAGCUACUGGUCAAUGCUAGAGCAGAUGUUGACAGUCAGGACAACAGGAAAGUAUCCUGUCUGAUGGCUGCCUUCAGGAAGGGCCAUGUGAAGGUGGUCAAGUGGUUGGUGCGCCACGUCAACCAGUUCCCCUCCGACCAGGAGUGCAUGCGAUACAUUGCCACCAUAACUGACAAGGAGCUGCUCAAAAAAUGUCACCAGUGCAUGGAAAUCAUCGUGAGUGCCAAAGACCGCCAAGCUGCCGAAGCCAACAAAAAUGCAUCCAUUUUAUUGGAGGAGAUUGAUCAGGAGAAGAGCAGAGAAGAAAGCAAGAAACUAGCAGCCCAGAGGAAACGUGAGAAAAGGAAAAAGAAGAAAAAGGAAAAAUUGGAGAAAGAGAAAGAAAAGGAGAAAGAGAAGGAAGAAGAGCCAACAAGUAACAAUUCCACGCCAGAGCCAGAAGAAAGUAAACCCAUAGAAGAGAAUGAAGAAGAAAGUAAAGAGAGUGAAAUGAAAGAAAGAGUUCCACUACCACCCCCUUCUGCUACCAUAAGCACAACCAUUGGUAUCACCCUAUCCAGAGAACCCAAAAACAUUCGAAAUGCAGGAACCAUUGACACAGAAGAUAACAUGGAUUCUACAAAAAAUAGAAACAAAAAGAACAGAAAGCAGAAAGAGAGACUACCAGACAGCAGACAGAGGCAAGCAGACAGUGUGGGAGAGAACAUGCGAAUACCCACCUCAUUGAAUCAAAACAGGAGUAGUUCUGGUGGAAAGGCUUCGUCCUCUCAAAGAGGGCGACAUGAAGACACGGCCACCACCAGGAAAGUAAACAGCGGGGAAAGUAACAGGAAGAGGAAGAACUUGAUAUCACACAGCAGUUCUACAGGUAUAGGUGAUUUAGAUGACUUUGGAGAUUUACCUGGUAAUAUGCGGCUCUCUUCAGCUCCAGCAGGCAACAGAAAAGAAAAGAAUUAUAAGAUGGGUUCGCUAGACUCUUUUGAUGGUGAUCCUUUGGCAGCUAUGCUGUCAGGAGGAAAAUUGACAAAUCAGAACAACACCUUGGUUUUAACUCCAUCUAAAAAUUCUGGGUCCAGUCCAAGUAAAAAAGGCGGAAAGAGAGAAGAAGGUUGGAAGGAAGUGAUCAGAAAAUCUAAAAAGCUGGCCAUCCCUGCAUCGGCAGCAAGCAUGUUAUUAGGUCGUGGCGGUGCCAAACUGAACGCAAUCCGUGAGGUAUCUGGAGCAAACAUUGACAUUGACAAGCAGAAAGGGCCUGGUGGGGAAAGAAGCAUUACAAUUAAAGGGUCUGCAGAUGCCACAAGACAGGCACACAAUCUCAUCACAGCCUUGAUCAAAGACCCAGAGAAGGACAUAGUGGAAAUUUUACCAAAGAGCAGCAAGUCAAAGUCUUCAACCUCCUCCAGUUCCAUCAGCCUGUCCACCAUAACUACUACAACUCUACUGACCACUACGGCCAACACCAGCAGUAUCAUCAGUAAUGGCCAUGUGACCACCACCAUAUCACAGAGUAAGAAAUCGUCUGUGCAGAUUGUGCCAUCGAAGCAUUCUCAGUCCAGUUCUGGCCCGGCGUGGGGAGGCCAGGCCGCCAUCUUGGCGUCUCCAAAAAGGGGGACAGUGAAUGGUAAGCCUCUGGCUGUGACCUCUGUGACCACAUCAACUACGAUGACGAUGAGCGUAUCACACACUCCAUCUAAGAGUCCAGGCACUGUUGCAAAGAAGUUGUUUUUGGGUGAGACUGGAGGGAAAGCAGUGUCGGGAGAUGGGAAAUUUUCUCAAGGCUCCCAAAAAUCUGAGGCUCACUUACCACUCAACACAAGCAGGCUGCCUCCUCGUUUGGCAAACAAGCAGAAACAGCAACAACAACAUCAGCAACAGUAUCUUCAUCAACAACAGCAGCACCAGCAUCUACAUCAGCCUCCUGCAGCACAACAACAGCAACAACAACAGAGGGUUCCGCCUCAUCACCAGCAGCAGCGUAUGGAGCAUCAGCCUCUGCCUAUAAAGAACAACAACAAACAGCCUGGCCAGCCCGUUGUGUCUGUACCAGCCACAGCUGUAGUGGCACCCCAGGGCUCUUCUGUCACCCCAGGGGAGUAUUCUCCCUUCAACAACCUCUUCAGCAAUGUAGCAGAACAGGUGAUGCUUGGCAAGAAAGACGAUGCUAUGGAAAACAGGAUGAACUUUGCCAGUGUUGCUGCUGCAGGCGUGUUACCAUCCACCCCACCCAUGUGCAAUGUUGGAGCAGUUGGAUCAGCUCCGCCUGGUCAUCCCCCUAGAGAGAGAGAAGACCCCAAGUUACAAGCCAAAGCACCAGGUUACAAGCCCAAUGGACAGAGGAACAUGUCUCCACAGACCAACACAGAUGAUGUCUUUAGAUCUAAUCUAGUUGUUAGCUUGCCUGGGUCAGUGAGCAUCCCUACCCCUGUGUACCCCGGAGAUCUGGGCAUGCAUAAGGGUCUGUUCAAUCCCCCAGAGGCAGAUUUGAACAGAGCAGUUGGGGGUGGUGGCUUUAGACCUCUAGUCAGUUCCUCGUCAGCCAACACAUCUCCCAGAGCAGGAACAGAACCACCAAGAAGUAUGUCAGCUGGGCCAGUGGAUGCCUUUGGAAAGCUCCGAGAGGAAUAUUUCAGCUCAGACCAGCCCAUGACUCUGCCGAAAAUAGAAAGCACCUUGAAUCCCAAUGCCCCAAAUUUCACUUGCAGGUUUGGCCAAGCUUCUGACAACAUGGCCCCUUCGCAGGGCAUGCUCCACUCGGGUAGAGGGAGUAGCAGUUUUGGCGCUCCAGGAUCUCGCCUACCACAACCGCUGCCUGCAUCAAUGCUGAAUCAGUCUGGAGGCUUCAACGCUCCAGGUUUGCUUCAGUACAGUAACUUGACCUCUGAAUUUGGAAGUGGCCUGCCUGCAGGAGCACCUGGUAUGAACAACAUGGGGAUACCACCACCUUCUGGGUCAGCCUUUGGUGGGGUCCAGCCCCAGGGGAUGGGUGGACCACCUGGUCAGCCUCAGUUCCAGCCCCAGAGGUCUCUCUCUGGGGGGAAUACCCCUGGGACUUCUCCUAGAGGUGACAUGGACCAUCAGCCUAAUACAUCUGAGGCAAUCCUAAGUCAUUCCCCAUCUCCCACGUCAGACCAAUCAUUUCCUAGACCCAUAGGCAAUGAGAGGGCCCAUAGGAAGACUCCAACACCUGCAGUUCCUGGCCUGCCCAGUAUGGGAGACAUUGCAACCAUCUGGAGUCUGGGAAAUGAUGGUCCUACCGACUGGUCCCCAGCCUCAUCUGUCCUUAGCAGCUCUGUUAUCACCAGCACAGUGAUGAGCAGUGGCUUCAGUCAGCAGAGUGAGGAACAGCAGAAGAAACUGAUGAUGGGAGGGAGCAGACUGCCAGGCUUCUCAGACACUGGGGCAGGAGAGGGCCAGGUGGACCAGGCUUUCCAGGGGUUCCUUGGCACAGGCAGUGUGGGCUUUGCAGCCUUCACGCCAGGUGGUCUGCCUCCAGGGGUGUCACAGCAGCUCUAUGGUGGUGGUGGUGGUGGUGGUGGUGGCAGUGGCGCCCCAGGGCCUGAGGAGAUCAGUGCAAUGUGGAGUCAGCCUCUGAAAAUGUCUAUGGGAGACUCUUCAGAGGUCAAGAGAUCGGGGGUAUGGAGUGCUGCCACAUGGACACCUCCUCCUGGUAUCUGAGGAUCUCGUUAGUGGAACAUGGACAGUGGGAUUCAAAAGAAAAGAUUUGCGCCAUUUUGUUUUGUAAAGAGCUGGAAACGGAACUGUAGUUGAGGGACAGAUGAUGUAUUUUAUCCUGGGGUUUUGAAAAGCUGUUAAGAAUUGCAAGCUGCAGUUAACAGGGGGGAUAUGAAAGUUUUCUUCAGUAUUUUAUAGUUACCAUGGUAACAAGUUGUCUCCCAAAAUAAGGUUAUAACUUCUAUGAUUAUUAUUAUGAAAGAUAAUAGCACAAGAUGGACAAUAUAUGUUUACCAAUGGUGACCAGUGUUGGACAUAGACAGUAGAAACAACUGACCAGAAUUGAGACUGAGAAAGCUAAUUACCUGGAUUGGACAGUUUAUUUAUCACUGAUAUGGAUGUGGAUGGAUUAUGUCAUUUUAACCUGUGUAAAACACAUGGCUACAUGCUUGGUUGAGUAGUUUCUUCUAUAGCUCGCUUUUGCUCAGAAAAGAUUAAUUGCUCAAUGAGACUCUUCGUGUGAUUUUGAGCUUUGAUAGCACAGAACAGAUUAUGAAAAAAAAUUGAGCAUUCUGACAAACUGUACUGAGCAUAUUUCAUUUGAAGGAAUUACUCAAACAUGGCAUUAAAAAGAUUAAAAGAGGAAAAAUCAUUAUUAUUGUAUGGAUGGUACUUCUUUGUUGCUUUCAGAAUAUUUUUCUGUUUCAUUUAUCGUCUUGUCAUGACAUGACAUACAUUAUGUGUACAUGUAAAAGUACAAGUGAAAUAAAAGUUGAGUAUAUAGCAAAACA
This is a messenger RNA of Lingula anatina, 11452 nucleotides long. RefSeq names its product ankyrin repeat and KH domain-containing protein 1. Gene Ontology annotation, molecular function: protein binding; RNA binding. Gene Ontology annotation, cellular component: cytoplasm. The record is from RefSeq and is a predicted model, not a curated record. Lineage: Eukaryota; Metazoa; Brachiopoda; Lingulata; Lingulida; Lingulidae. Gene Ontology annotation, biological process: innate immune response.